Fukomys damarensis (Damara mole-rat) is the source of this 2262-nucleotide messenger RNA. RefSeq names its product casein kinase 2 subunit alpha' interacting protein (gene Csnk2a2ip). The record is from RefSeq and is a predicted model, not a curated record. The transcript is spliced from 3 exons. The coding region runs from base 850 to 2088 and encodes 412 amino acids. NCBI's taxonomy places the organism in Eukaryota, Metazoa, Chordata, Mammalia, Rodentia, Bathyergidae.
AUUUCCUCAGGAGGAAGAAAAAAACUCUUGGAAAUUAAAAAGAAGACAAGACAAUUUCAAAUGGUUAUUUCUCCCACCCUAAUCUCAUCUCUACCUCAAUCUGGAGUCACUCUAUAACUUUGGGAAAUUACCAGUGAAGUUACAUGAUAAAAUUUGAAACUACUAAAUAGUAUUUCUUUACAUUUCUAUUGUGCAUGGAAUCUAGUCUCUAACAGUUACUAAAACAUCUCCAUAAGCCAACUGCUUUAAGAAAGACCUCUAUAACAAUCAGAACAACAUGGUGCCAUUUGAAUAUUAUGAUCAACACUUUGUACCAUUAAACCACUCUUACCACCUGGCCACAACCAAUUCAAUAACACAUCAACCCAGUAAACAACCUGUGGCCAAAGUACAGUCCUAUAGCAAUAACCUCGAAGUACAUCCAUUAAGCUGUAUCAGACAGUCCAGAGCUAUUCAAUAUUACCUUCUCCUAAGUCUCAAGUAAAAAUUUCACAGGACCUCAAUAAUAACGAUACAAAUUUACAAAUAUCCCACUCCAAAUGCCCAGUUACUCCUUCAAUGGAUCACAGGAGAAGUUCAUCGUCAUAUCCCAUUUGGAAAGACUUGAACUCAUAUAUAUCACACCCUAAACCUCAGACAACAUUUUCAUCUGACCUUAACAAGACAUCAUCAUCAUCAUUGAAACCAAAUGAAACAUCCUUAAGAUCACAGUUACCCCUCCCCAAAACUCAGACUACAUCUUCAAGCCUAGACCUUCACUAGACAUCACCUUUACUAAAGUCUAACCAAGAAAUUUCAAGUUCAUCAUUGUCUUAUCUCCAACAUCAAGAAACACCUCUGCUAAAUAUCAUGUGGGCUUCUUCUUUGAGACCCAAACAGAAAGCUAAUAAAUCAACAUUACUUCAAUCCAAAUUUCAGAAAACAUCUUCAUUGGAUUGUCUUUGGACAUCUAUAUUGGUACACAAUGAAAGAUAUUUGAGCUCACCAUCACUCAGUACUAAACCUCAAACAAGCAACUUUCUUCAGACAUCACAUUCCUUGGAGUUCAGCCAGAUGGCUCUAAGUUCACCACUGCAGGAUUUCAGACCUCAAAAAAAGACUAUAUUGACCUAUAAUCCCAGUGUUCUGAGUUUACCAUCAUCCCACAAGAAAUUACAGAAAUCACCUUUAUUGCACUCUGUCCACAGGUCUGAGAGUUUAUCAGUGUUCCACCCAAAAUCUCAGACAUUACUUACACUUGAUCAUAACUUCCAGACCCUCAGCUCACCCAUCUGUCACUCCAAGUUUCAGAAUACCACUUCACAGAAUGACAAACACACAGCCACAGAACUACCACCAUCCCACCCCGAAUCAAAUGCCCCAUGCCAGUCAUUGUCAAGCACCAAACACUGCAUCAAGAGUACAGCUGCUUCAACAUGGGGGUCUGGACUCCAGAAUAAAAGCAGCUUUGAUUUUAGUGCAAGGACAGAAUCAGGUAAAGAAAUUCCAUGGACUCUAGAUUAUAGUCAUCCCUGCAUUGUUAAAGGUGGAACUGUACCUGAUCAUGUUGUAAACAAAAUCGUCAAUUCUCUCUCCAAGACCAGAAUCCAAAGGGAUCUCUCUAGACAGAUUCUCUUUCGAAGGAUGAGGGGAAAGCCAAAUCCUCGUCCUGGUCCUCGCCUUUUAUCAACUUACACAGUUUGUUUAUCUUGUACUUCUUUCAUAAAAUCUCCAUGUAACCACCUCAUAGGAAAGAAAGAUCCUCGCUGUGGAACACUAUUUGUCAUACCAACACCCGAGGCCAAUUUUGAGGGGAAAAUCAAGGUGAAAUUACUUCUUAUCCUUUCUCUACCAGAGACUUCUUUCUCACCCUUUCUCCCAAUCCUACCUAUGAAAGGAAACCAGCCUGAAGAUCCCCUUAAUGACAACCUUGAAGAAAUGGAGAAGAUAUCACAGUUUUUCCCUACUUCUGAAUCUGAUAUCAUUCAAGGGCUUGGAGUGAAAAAAAGAUGGUUGGCAGCAUCCCCUGAAAACAAAGUUAAGUUUUGCUGUCCUUAUUAUGCUGACUGGACAAGUAAUGGGGUAGGCAACCUGAUGGAAGGACACUAAUCUGCCACGUCCUGAGUCCACAACCUACCAAUAUUAACAUAGCAUUGGGAUAAGUCCAAGGUCCACACAGCUAUGGGACGCCUCCUGCAGAGAUGGAUUUAUGACUCAAGACCACUGCAACCAGCCACAGGAAUGAACCAAGUAAUGUAAAUGAACCAAGGAAAUGAACCAACA